ACCGGAAACUUUACAUAUUGUUUGUGGUAUACUAUAAAUUUUUUUUUUAUAUCUACGUCAUGUCAUGGCUGGCAUGAAGCUUGAUUCCUUUUCUUCGGAAAGUGAGCUUGGUUUUCUUUCAAAGUGAUAUUCACCGUAAAAGUAAACUUUUAUUUACACAUCAAUGAAUAUAAUGUGUUGAUUAUUAUAUAUGUUUGUAGUUUGUAGGUAAUCAGUAGAAUACAGUAUGUCUCUGCUUCAUUAGGGAAAGUAAAUACAGUCAUAACAAAAUGAACGACGGGGAUUGGAUUUGCAACGACCCCAACUGCGGAAAUAUCAAUUUUGCUCGUCGAGCAGCGUGUUAUCGCUGCAAUAAAGAGCGACCAGAUAGUAAAAAUUGCAAAAAGAAGCUUGGCACAGAGAUUGGGAAGUCUGCCGCUGAAAAGUCUCGCGGCUUGUUCAAUGCAGAUGAUUGGCAAUGCAAUAAAUGUGCGAAUGUAAAUUGGGCCCGGCGUCAAACUUGUAAUGUUUGUAAUGCCCCCAAAUUUGGAGAAGUCGAAGCUCGGACCGGUUACGGCGGAGGUUACAAUGAGAGAGGAGUUGUGGAGUACCGACGGCGCGAACCAUCUUCAGAUGAUGAAUAUGAUGAAUUUGGAAGAAAGAAACGCAAGCGCAAGGCAGACUCACUUGAUAAGGUUGGCAUCACUGAAGGGCCGGCAUUCAAAAAGUUGCCACCACCGAUGCAGAAGGAUAAGAUGGAUAGAAUAGCAGCUUCAAAAAUGCAAUCUUCUCAAAAUGAUCGUAAUGUCAGUGGCAGCCUUAGUGAUGGCUCUGUUUGUGAUAUUCCCCUACCCAAUAAUGUCGCAUUCCGGAGAAAUCAGCAGCAAACAAAUUAUCACAAACAAAACUAUAUGAUUCCCGCAUUUAAUGGAGGGCAAACACGUAAACGUUUCUCAAGUGCAAGUGACAAAGAUCAGUUAUGCUCUUCUGGAUAUGAAACAUCAUCCAAAAAUAGUCUCAAAUCUCCAGGUGUAAAGAGUUACAAUCCAGUGAUGGAAAACAGGGUAUCUUCCACUAACAAUGAUGUUGUCUACAAAUUUACAGGUCCAACACCAGCAGAAAGCUUUCAAGUUACUUAUACAUUGGAGGAAAGAGUAAACGCAGCAGCUUUUGCUCUUGUUUAUAAAAACUGUAAAAUAAGUACAGAUAAAUUUGAAGCUAUGUUUGAUAAACCAGCACCUGACUUCAAAACAAUUUUCGCAUGGAGACAACGACUCUUGAGUACUGGAUGUUUGGUUGAUAGUCACUUGGAUUUAAAAAAAGAUGUUGAGACGCAACCUUCUCUUACUUCGGCUUCUAAUGUAAACACUGCUCCAGUACAAAAGCCAAUAAUAAGGCUACCUAAUCCUGAUGAGAUAGUAAUCAAUUCUAGUAGUGAUGAUGAAGAUGAUGCUGCUAAAGAUACUGCAAAUAAACCUAUGGCUGUAAGGCAGAGAAGUGCAAGUGUUGAAACCUUAUUGAUUGGAGGUGAUAGUGAACAACGCCUAGGUGGGUCAAUUAGUGGUAGAGACUCUCAUGUUAGGAGCAGAUCUCAAUCAUCUCAUCAAAGGAGCAGGUCAAGUUCACAAGAUAGUCGCAGAUCAUUUGAUAGUGACUGCAUAGAAAGUAAACAAGGUUCCCAAAGCAAUUCUGCAAAAUUAUCAAAACAAGGAAACCAGCAUUCGAGGCAUUCAACUGAUUCAGAUUCAGAUUCUCUUUCAUAUGACAGUGAAGAUAAUAACUUCUUGACAAGAGUGUUUGAAAAAGGCAGAAAAUUAAGGCGAAAGCCCAAGAAAAGACCAACCCAAAAAGAUGCAAAUGUUCCUGAAAGUAUUCCAUCCUACAGCACAGGAUACACCACUGCUAAACCUGUACAGCAGUCUUCCUUAGUGACUGGAAAUAUUUACAUGUCCAAUUUGCGUAACAUGAAUAUUAAAAGUCAAGAACACACUGCAAUUGACACUGAUGGUUGUUCAAGUGAAUAUGUACCGGCUCAGUUGGGUUCAUCAACGAAAAAUUAUCAAGCAUUCAAAGACAAUGUCAGAAGGAAGGGUUUCUGGGCGAAAGGCAAUGCAGCCACUAUUGGGAACAAUAGACCGUUUAUGAAUAACCGUCCACCUCCACCUAAGCCUCAAGCACCUAUCCAACAGCCACCACCUGUCAAACAUCUGCCUCUGCAGCAACCAUCAUUACCUCUGUUGCCAAUGCAGCAACUUCCUAUACAACAGCAAUCUAUGCAACAGUUGCCUAUUCACCAGCCACAUGUUCAACAGACUUAUCAAAACCAAUUAGCUACUCAACCACCAUUUAUUCUACCACCCCUUAAUCAACCACCACCGCCGUUAAUGCAAAAGAUAGUUAAACCCGUUGAAAAGACAGAGAUGGAGAAUUUUAACACCCAUCCAAAAGGUUAUAUGUCUGCUUCUCAGAAACCUGCUCCUGCAAGAAAAAGCGAAGAUUUCACGAAAGAUGACUUAGAUAAUUUUGUAACUGUAAAUAAUUAUCUACCAUUUGAUAAAAAUACUGCUAUUCAAGCAGCUUCGACGCCUACACAGGUACACGUCGAAUUAGAAAAGCCCAAAGAAAACACGUCACGCGUCUUUGACGCUGUGCAAUCUCAUUCAACAUUCAAAAAUAGGAGUAUAUUGGAUAUAUUUGAUACAAGUGGUGGUAAUAAUAAUAGUCCUGAAAGGAAUGAUCUCGAAAAAUAUGAUAGUGUUAGGAAGAAGUAUGAAACUGAAUGGGAUGAAGAUGACGAUGCUCUCUACAAAGUAGAUUCGCCUGAACCACGGUCGCCACAAACGCCGGACAAUAGCACAUUAAAAAAUAUUACUUCCGUAAAAUCAUUGUAUGAGUCAAACAAGGAAAUAGCAGAAAAUAAUAUGAUUUUGAAUAAUCUAACAACAGAUGUAAUUAAAGAUAAACAAGAAAUGUUGAUGAAUAUUAUAAAAAAAUUUAAACCUCCAAAUAAUGAAACUGCACCUAAAUUACUAAAUAGUUCCCCCCAGAAAAAUGUAACCGAGAAUAUAGACCACAUGCAUAUUUCAUCCCAAAAUUCUUUUUUUGACUCACCAUCUUUGAAGAUAAACAAACCGGUUCCAAUACCGAUGGAUAUUUCUGAUGAGAUAAUAUCAAUGUCAGGGUUGAAACAAGAAUCGCCUAAGAAAUAUGAUAAAUCGAUAACCCCUUCUAAAAAAGUACACAUUAUAGAAUCAAUAACUAUUAAACCAAGUAGUUCUCAAAGUAUUCCUGGUUUAGAUCCGCCAAUCCACAAUAUACCAUUACCCCCAAAUAGCCCUGCAAACAAACAAAAAAAUUGUAAUGUUUACCAUUCUACAACAACAAAUCAAUUUGUUAAAAUUCCACAACAACUUUUUGUAGAAUCUGACAAUGAGAAUCAAUUUGAAACUAUGCCUGAACAACUUGACUUGACUAAUCUUGAUAAAAAUGUUUACGAAUCGUCGCUUCACACUAGAUUAUCGUCACAGGACGCCAAUGUUGUCGAAAACGAGUCGAAACCGCAAAAUUUACAAUUGCAAUCGUCAGUACCAGAUCUUACAAAUUUGCUAGCAGGAAUCAACACAAACACUCUUUUAUUGGCUCUUCAGAAUUUGACACAAAUUUCCCAAAACAACAUCAGCACAAACGAUUCUAAUACAGUGCACAAUAUUAGCGAUCAGUCAGAUAACAUUGAAACUAUUAAUUUAGCGACUGCCGAUGAAUGGGAGAAAGAGUCUCAUCGUGGUAGCAUUGAGAGAGAAUUAGCAAAAAUGGAUGGGAAUACUGGAGAUACUCCUUUUUUAAGUGAUAUAUUUGAUCCUGGCCCAGUAAGUGUGCCCCCGAAUGUAGCAAAAAGAUUGAACUUAAAUAGUAGUAACCCUGAAGAAAAUAAAAACGAUUUACAUAAAAUGCAUUUGAAUGAAAAUGCCCCUGUGAUUGGCAAUUUCAAAAGUUUUGCAUUGCCCAAGCCAAUAAUGCUGAACAGGCUCAAACUGACCGUGAAACCUCCAGAGAAGAAAAAACCUGGAAAAGCAAAGAAAAAUAGGAAACGAAAGAGCAAGCCAUCUUCAUCGCAAGGCGACGAGGAAGAUGAGGAACAAGAUGAAGAAUCCGGUGACGAGGCUGACCUCUCUAAAUAUGAUUUGUGGGGCAGUGAUGAAGAGAAGGGCAAUUCUUCGAAAGCUGAAAAUGCAGAUAAGUCGAAGGAUGGCGAAAGUUCUAAGGAUGAAGGUGCAGAAUCCAAUGAAAAAAAUGGAAAAUCCCCCGAAGCAAAAAACAGCAAGAAAAAGUCCCGAAGCUCGUCCUCUUCGUCUUCGUCAUCGUCGAGUUCCAGUUCUAGUCACAGCUCCAAUCAAACUCCAAAAAACAAGUUCGACGAUUUCAACCUGAAUAGCGAGCGGGAGUCGUCGCCGAAGGGCCGCAAGUCGCGGUCGCGGUCGCCGCGCUCGCGCUCCGGCGGCCCCGCCCGCCGCAAGUCCAGAGAUAGCCGCUCCGCCGGAGAAGCCAGGAGUCACGAAUCGUCUCGCGAUAAAGAGCGGUCGCGCGACAAGGAGCGGCGCGACAAAUCGCGCGGCGCCCGCGACGACCGCAAGGAGCGGCGGUAUAGCCGCGACGGGAACGGGUUCGGGGCGAAGGCGCGACAUCGUUAACAACCGCUAGGAUAGUUUUCACAUGGACUACGACAUGAAAUAUGCGUAACAAAUCGUUUUAAUUGCAAACAAUAGAUAGGAUUUGGUUUGAAAUUACAUAUCCUAUAACACAUGUCUUUGUCACAUCGACGAUCAUAAUGCCUGCAGCUUGUACGUAAAUCUCCUGAAGAAUUUAUAGACAGGUGAGCGUAACCACGUGAGAUAGAAUUGAUUCAUACAAAUGCUAUGACUGUUGCUACCAUGCGUUUCUCUUGUGUAAGCGAAAUUGAAGAUAUGAUGUCUAUGGUUAGUUUUCUUUGUCUACAAUUGUAGCUAUUCAAUAUUUUGUUUCAGUAACAGGCAAUAAUUAUAGUGUGCGAUAUUUGGAUGAUAUUUUAAGAUAAUAAUUACUUAGAGUAACAACUGCUGCCGCUUAUUUGAGCUAAUUUCCUGAUUCUUAUUGACCCAGGGUUUAUUCUGAAAGCGGUUAUUGUAUUAAAUCUCUUGAUUCGUCUCUUGCUUUGAUAUAUCAAUGUUCCUAACCUGUUGUAUAGUUUUAUUUCUGUACUAUAUUUCGUUAAAAAGUCAUUAAAUGACUCCUGUCCGUGUUUUGUCAAAUUGUUUUCUACUUUUUUAUUGCGGUGACUAGGUUAAUUAAAUGUAAACAGCUAUUUUAAUUCAAACGAAAUAGGGUAUGUAAUAAUUAUUUUAUACUUCUUGGAAAAACAAUGAUGUUUAGUGAUAUCAAAUGGAUUGUAUUAUGUGAACCUGCUGCUUUUGUUGGUUGUGUUUAGGCGUCCGAAGUUUGCGCGGAAUGUCCGAAGCUAAACCUUCAGAAUAAAUCUGCAUAUAUGAAGACAUUGAUUUAACUCUACCAAUUUGGGUACCGUUGCUUAGUUAGCGCCACUUUCGAGCGAGCUCCUUUCAACAUAGCGAAAUGGUAAUAACUGGCGGAAAAAUUUUCCUUGGUCGUUGACCUUCACACUUGCGUCCCUGCGAAAUCAAGCGAGUUAGCCCUCAUUAAUUAGCGAUAUUCAUAGACGAUUAUUCUAUGAGAAUUUUCGCAAAUAUGCUUCAAUUCGCAUUCUGCUGUCACUAUGAAAUAGGCUUUAAGAGGAGGCCAGAUCGCCUGUGGACCGAAAAGUCACAGGUUCGAAUUCUACUUAUGCCACAUGAGUUUGAAUACCAAUCUGACUCACGUUAGUUUAGUUAGGUAAUCUGAUCACCACUUGCAGCAACUAAUGUGCAAAAUAGCCUCGGCAAUGGUAAUUUAAUUUUGUGUGUGUAUUUCAUUCCACAUAAUGACCACGAUCCUCGAGUCAUGAGAAAUACGACUAUGAAGAGAUCGCUUGGGUAUUGACUGACUCUGUCACACGAAGUGUUUAUUUACAGUCACAUGGUAUGACUAUGCUUACGUGUGAGAUCUAUGAGACUGAAUGUGGUAGAGGUCCCGUGGGGUCUAUGCGCUAUUGUAGGUUUCUGCGCUUACUUUAUCGUGCAUCGAUUUAAUUGCAUUGUGCUUCGCAAACAGUAGAUAGGAUUUGGUUUGAUCUCGCUUUGCUAGUAGUUUCUCGCAGCGUUCACGUCUAUUUUGCAUUUAAGAAUAACAUUGUAUUAUAUAUAUGUGUUAUAUGUUAUACAUUCACAUACCGUGGUUUCCUUUGGUCUAUAUCGUACAAAUUCAUGUAAUCCGAAUCUGUUUUAACAUAUGUCUUCUAUCUGAAAAUGUGUUUAUCUUAAAUGGCUCUUGUGAUCGAAAAAUGUAUCUUGUAAAUAUUUGAAAUUUAUGUGUAGUGUAUUGAUAAGACUAGGUUCUUAGUUUAAGUAUGUAACUUCAGGAUAUGAAAAGACAUAAUAUCGUUUCUUAUAUUAGUGAUGUGAUGACAUACUAAGCUAACAUUGUAUGGUAGUAGAUUUACCAUUAAAAUCAAUACUUCGAAA
Molecule: messenger RNA, 6587 nt
Organism: Plodia interpunctella (Indianmeal moth)
Lineage: Eukaryota; Metazoa; Arthropoda; Insecta; Lepidoptera; Pyralidae
Exons: 8
Coding region: 270-4667 (1465 amino acids)
Molecular function (GO): RNA binding; lipopolysaccharide binding
Source: RefSeq, a predicted model, not a curated record